Motacilla alba alba is the source of this 4026-nucleotide messenger RNA. It is a transcript of the gene CNR2, whose product is annotated as cannabinoid receptor 2. The transcript is spliced from 2 exons. Gene Ontology annotation, cellular component: membrane. Lineage: Eukaryota; Metazoa; Chordata; Aves; Passeriformes; Motacillidae. The coding region runs from base 1525 to 2574 and encodes 349 amino acids. The record is from RefSeq and is a predicted model, not a curated record. Gene Ontology annotation, biological process: cannabinoid signaling pathway. Gene Ontology annotation, molecular function: cannabinoid receptor activity.
UUUACAAUCUCGUACCUGCUCCUGCAAAAUUUCUCAGUUCCUGGAAACAAGAAUGAAAGAAUUAUUUCUUGAGACAGAGCUGCCAACCCAUCAUCUCGUGUGCUUCCACACAGCCCGUGAUGCCUCUCAUCGUUAUUGUGGUUUCCAGACUGCAGAGCCAGGGAACCCCCUUUUCCCUGCCGGGGGCCAGGAGGAAGAGCCGAGUUCCCAGUUCUGCCUCCUUCUCCAGCUGUCCCCGGGCGCUGUCCGGGUGUCCCUGCCUGGAGAGGGCAGCCGAGCACCGCUGAGGCUGCUGCCAAAGCCCCGAGCCGCACACGCUGCCCAAGGGGAAGGAGGCAAAGCGGGAUUUGGAGAGGACGGGGUGUAACCGCUGCUGAUGUCACCGAGUGAGGAACUGGCAUCCCAGCAGGAGGGAAAGUUGAGUUCCCGGCUGGAGAAUCGAGCUGUGGUGCUGGGACGGGGCUGUGGGGUGGCUCUGUGGGUGGCAGAGCCAGGUGAGGAGCAUCCAAGAGCCAAGGAUCACAUCUUUGCUUCGCCUCCAAGGCUCCCCACUGCAGCCUGUGUGGUCCACAUCCAACCACAGUGUGGCCAACUCCUUUGGGAUUUGGGGCCAGCUUGCCUGUCCCCCCUGAGCGGUGAUACUGUCCCUGGUGUCACCCGGCAGGGAAAGCUGUCCCUGCUUUCCAGCGGCACCAGCACAGCCCAGCCCCAGGCAGCUGCUGCCCAGCCGAGGGGAAGUGUCACGGGAGGAAGGAUGGAUGAGAGCAGGUACAGCAGCCAGCACAGCCUCUGCAGCCCCGGGUCCUUCCUGACCACAUGGAUUGUGUAGCUGAAGACCUUGAGGCGUUUUCCUUCCACUUGAAGAGAGAAAAUCACCUCGUUGCUCUGGCAUGAGCGGGCUGUGUUCAGAGAAACUCAGGGGCACGGGUGAGGUUUGUGCUGCUCGUGGAGCUGCAGGCACAGACAGCAGAUUUCUGAGCUUGCCCUUAGACCUGUACAUCCAGAUUUUUCCACAUCUGCCUCCUUGCUUUUUUCCUCCUCCAUACUUUUCCAUGUUCUCAGAGAAAUCAGGAGGAGAACCUGAAUGUCUCUUGCCUCAAACUCUGCAGUUACGUGGAGAAAUGAGAGGGACUGGGAGGACAAUUUCAGCGAGCCAGAGGGUUUGGGUGGUUGCAGAUGUGGCACGAGCAGGCAGCAGAACACAACACCCAGAGGAGAAGGGAGGAAGGAAAGAAAACCCGACACACGUUCCCCGAAAGAAUGUGACAGAGAGCAAGGAAGCAGAGGAAGGAUUCACACUGAUGGAUCUCCAACCCAGGGGAAUAAACCAGAAUGGUUCAACAAACCCAGACGAAACCAGAAGUGCCGUGAGAGGAGAGGGAAGCAGGCGCUGUCCGCAGCUGCAGCAGCUGCCCUGAGAGCCGGAGCCGUGGGAAGCCCCAGAGCAUCUGUGGGGAGAGCACCUGAAGAAGUGCAGAAGGAAGCAGCAGGCUGUCUGUGAGCUCCCAGCUCCAGGGAACCACCAUGGAUUCUUGCAGGGUACCUGCAAACGCCUCCAAGUGCAGCGGGAGCACCAUGGAGUGCUUCAUGGUGCUCAGCACGCAGGCACAGAAGAUAAGCAUCGGCAUCCUGUGUGGCCUCUUUGGGACAAUGUGUGUUUUUGAGAACUCCCUGGUGCUCUACCUGAUUUUCUCAUCCCCUGGCAUCAGGAAGAAGCCCUCCUACCUCUUCAUCGGCAGCCUGGCCCUGGCUGACAUCCUGGCCAGCAUCAUCUUUGUCUGCAGCUUCGUGAACUUCCACGUGUUCAACGAGGCUGGUUUCUCCAAGGAGGUGUUCCUGCUGCAGCUGGGAGGGGUGAACACGUCCUUCUCGGCCUCCCUCAGCAGCCUGCUGCUCACAGCCCUGGACCGCUACAUCUCCAUCAGCCGGCCCUCGCAGUACAAGCUGCUGAUGACCAGGAAAAGGGCCUGGACAGCCCUGGCGGUGCUCUGGGUCACCUGUGCCACCAUCGCUUGCCUGCCCCUGCUGGGCUGGAACUGCUGCGUGCUGGAUUCCUCCUGCUCCGAGCUGUUCCCCUUCGUGGAUGACAAUUACCUGUCGGGCUGGAUCUGCUUCGUCGUGGUCCUGCUGGGCUGCAUCGUCUACGCCUACGCCCACGUGCUCCGCAGGGCUCGCCAGCACGUGGCCUACAUGGAGAAGCACCAGGCGCAGGCAGGGAAGCAGAACACCCGGAUGAGGAUGGACGUGAUGCUGGCCAAGACCCUGGUGAUGGUGCUGGCCGUCCUCACGCUCUGCUGGUCCCCCGUGCUCGUGCUGAUGAUCUACAGCGUCUUCGGCAGGCUGAGCGAGCGCCUGCGCAAGGCGUUCGCCUUCUGCAGCACCCUCUGCCUGCUCAACUCCAUGGUCAACCCCAUCAUCUACGCCCUGCGGAGCAAGGAGCUCUUCUCCUCCCUGAGGAGGGUGCUGUCCCACUUCAGGAGGCAGCUGAAGGCCCCCGAGGAGAGCCCAGAAGCAGAGAGCACCCACAAGUCCUCCGUGAUAGAGACCGUCUGCGAGGACACGCGCGCCAACUAGGGGGGCACCUGUGGGACAUCCACCCACUCAGCCUGGAAGGAACAGUCUGGAUUGCUUUUCCUUUUAUUUUCCCUUCUGAUGGGGGUUGAGGGAUCAGCUGUGAUGUGGAGACAGCUCCUGCUGAUGUCACCCCUCAACGCUGGGACACGAAGUGCACAGACUUUGCUCUCAGGCACAGGCUGGGGUUGUCGGGGUGUCCUGUGCAGGGCCAGGACUGGAUGAUCCUUGGGGUGUCCCAGCUCAGGAUAUUCCCUGAUUCCGUGACAAUCUCCUGCCGGGGGAGGUUCAGGUUGGACAUCAACAGGAAUUCCUUCAUGGAAAAGGUGGUCAGGCUUUGGAAGGGGCUGCCCAUGGAUGUUUGGAGUCCCCAUCCCUGCAGGUGUCACCUGGGUGUGGCACUCAGCGCUCUGGGCUGGUGACAAAGUGAGGACUGGGCACAGCUGGCACUCGAUGGUCUGGGAGGGCUUUUCCAACUUCUCACUGUGGCUUCAGGACUUGGCCAGAGCUGGGGCAGACAGGAGCUUGCAGGCAGCACAAUUCUUCCUGCAGAUUUCAGGAGAACUGCCCAAACCACACGGGUGUUUGUGGGAUGAUAUGUGAUUAAACGUACAAGCCAUUUUCCAGGGUUUUCGUCCUUUUCUUUCCCGGUGUACAAAGUUCUCCAGGUGACAAGUUUAAGCCCAAACUGGGGCACCUACUUUGAGCAUGAGGAACUCGAUUGGGGUUGUUUUGCUGCAAAUUAUGCAAAAGCAGCACUUUUAGCUGAAUGGACAGUGAAGUGGGACAGGGCCCCUCACCAGUGACCUGGAGCAGCUGGGCUCCUGCCAGCUCCCAAAAUGCCUCCAACAGGGAUGAGCCUGGCUGGCCAUGGCCACGAGGCCCUUGCACUCUGCCCUGUGUCCCAGAGGAUGCACUGCCCAGCUCCCCAGGGAAUGGGCACAGCCCCGAGGCUGCCAGAGCCCCAGGAGCCUUUGGACACUGCUCCGGGGAUGCACAGGGUGGAUUGUUGGGGUCAUCCCUGAUGUCCCUCCAUCCCUUCCCAGGAUGUUCCCCAAUGGCUGGGGUUAUCCCUCCAUCCCUCCAUCCCUCCCUGGGAUAUUCCCCGAUUGUUUGGGUUAUCCCUCCAUCCGUCCCUGGGAUAUUCCCCGAUUUUUGGGCUAUCCCCGGUGUCCCUCCAUCGCUCCCCGGUACAUUCCCCGGUUAUCGGGCUAUCCCGGUGUCGCUCCCAGUUCGUUCCCCGGUUAUCGGGCUAUCCCGGUGUCGCUCCCGGUACAUUCCCCGGUUAUCGGGCUAUCCCGGCGUCUCUCCCCGGUACAUUCCCCGGUUAUCGGGCUAUCCCGGUGUCUCUCCCCGGUUCAUUCCCCGGUUAUCGGGCUAUCCCCGGUGUCGCUCCCGGUUCAUUCCCCGGUUAUCGGGCUACCCCCGGUGUCUCUCCCCGGUUCAUUCCCCGGU